AUGUCGACAAUAAGCUCUCAAGAGUCUGCGAAUGUGCUGCGUAACUUUGUGAAAGUCGGUGUGUCUUCGAUAACAUACCUCCGAAACCUUUUUGUUGAGUCUGCCUUUGAGGACACUGUGAUUGGUGGUCUUCAACUAAAACGUUUGACACGUGCGAUACCUGAAUCAGCUGCACUGUUGGACUGGAUUGAAGAUGGUGUUUUCGAUGCUAUGAGCCGUGAAUACCUUAAGCACUUGGUACUGAGCAUCCAUAACAGCGAACAUGUGGCACUGGAAUCGUAUACCUUUUCUUUACAGUACGGUGGGCAGGACUGCGAUGGAGUUCCGAGUGUAUAUUCAGUACAGUUGUCCGUGGGUCAUGGCCCUAUGGUGGAUAAUUCAACUGGUAGUGCUGGGGAGGCCCAAGGAUCCAUCACUAAUACUAGAGCCGCUGAAGGAAUAGUGGUGAAUGCAGAUAAGGAGGAUGUAAAACGACAGACAGUAAAAGUAUUACGUGAUCUUGUGCUAUUAGCACAAUCAUUAUCACCUUUACCGGAUACUCGUUUCUUGUCCAUGAGAUUGCUAUAUUACGACGAGCGAGUACCAGCAGACUAUGAGCCUCCACACUUCCGUAGCGCUUCUGGAGACGAAGAGUUUGGAGUCGGCUUGUUGAACCUUGAUCAGCAGGUAGGUGAGCUGGAGACUGGACAUCACAAUCUCGCGGUGGAUGUACGUAGCUGUUGCUAUAUAGACGAUAACGUAACCACCUACAAAACCGGUUCCAAGCCAUUUGACACCCUAACACGCCGUACUUCGAUGAGUAGUGCUAAGCCAUCAGCACCACCAUCGGCACAAAUAAGCUUUCAAGAAAAUGAAACUACAAGUUGCGAUGAUACAGCAGCUGCAAUGCGACUUCCACCCGGUUCAGCUGUACGAAGAAGUGGAGUUCACGUUGCAGCUCGUCCUCCAGGCGCUAACCGUACUACAAUUUUUGAACUUCUUAAGCGAGGUCAUGAGUUAUCCAGGCAGACAAAAUUCGUCAGCAAAGAUCGCCUCAGCAAUGCUUUGGGUGUCGACCCUAAUAUAACCAGGGUAGUGCUUAAAAAGAUGAUUGACUACGGCUAUAUAGACUCGAAGUUCGUGAAAGGAAAAGGGUACAUGAGUCUAUGCUUUGAGCCAUCUAAGAACAUGCCUCAGCAGGAGUGUGCUUCCCAGUAG
Messenger RNA from Babesia sp. Xinjiang, 1197 nucleotides. RefSeq names its product HORMA domain-containing protein 1 (gene hormad1). Lineage: Eukaryota; Apicomplexa; Aconoidasida; Piroplasmida; Babesiidae. Bases 1 to 1197 code for a protein of 398 amino acids. The transcript has 4 exons. The record is from RefSeq and is a predicted model, not a curated record.